This is a messenger RNA of Cynara cardunculus var. scolymus (artichoke), 1894 nucleotides long. RefSeq lists its product as uncharacterized. The record is from RefSeq and is a predicted model, not a curated record. Gene Ontology annotation, biological process: GPI anchor biosynthetic process. Gene Ontology annotation, cellular component: endoplasmic reticulum. The transcript is spliced from 4 exons. Bases 160 to 1728 code for a protein of 522 amino acids. Gene Ontology annotation, molecular function: catalytic activity. Lineage: Eukaryota; Viridiplantae; Streptophyta; Magnoliopsida; Asterales; Asteraceae.
UUUAUUUAAAACCAUCUUUCACCUCUCUUUAUGACUUAACAAACAAACAAACAUGAAACUAUACUAAAAUCCCCACUUAAAAAACAAUUCAUACCAUCAAGAAUCAUCUCUUUCAAUUCCUCCAAGAUUUCAGUUUCAAUCCAACAUAUCCUCCAAAACAUGCUUAGCAUCUUCAACAAAAACCUCCGGCGACUCUGCUCCAAGCUCCGGUGGCCGGUGCGCCGCCGUGCAAAACCUAAAGUGGUCAUAAAAAGAUUUGGGAAAUCAAACUCCAAAGGUCAAGAUUCAUCAUCAAACCCUAAUGGGUCAAAUGGUGGAUCAGCAGCCACUAUUUAUCCAAAUAAUCAUUUGGGUAUUCCUAAAUCCGAAAACCCAAUUCGAAUCGCAACUUUUAAUGCUGCUUUAUUCUCCAUGGCACCAGCUGUUCCAGAAUCGUUGACUGAAAAAGCUUCAAGCUUUGACCAUGGCGGAAAUGAAGAACAAGACUACACCAUUAAGGUACCUUCCAAUUGCUCAGUUUCUUACCCUACAACUAACUCAAGAUCAAAAUCCAUGGUUGAUCGUCCCAAAAGCAUUCUAAAACAAUCACCAUUACAUUCAAGCUCCAUAAGUAGUAGUAGCAGCAGCUCAGAAACCCUAACGAAACAGCAAAAAUUCGCAAGGUCAAAGCUACGAGUCUCGAUCAACUUGCCCGAUAACGAGAUCUCGUUAAAGCGAAGCGGCCAAUUGAGUUUCGUUAUAGGCGAAAACGAGGGCGACCCGGGUUCGAAAACGGGUGGUUCGAAGAGUAUAAGUAGGAUUUUGAAAGGAAAAGGGGUAUUAAGAACACAAAACAGCUUUAGUUCGAAAGAAGUCAACGGUGGUCAAAGGGGGGAUUAUAGGUCUACAAAGACCGUUGUUGAGGUAUUAAGAGAAUUGAAUGCAGAUAUCUUGGCAUUACAAGAUGUUAAAGCUGAAGAAGAGAAAGACAUGAAGCCAUUGUCUGAUUUGGCUGCUGCUUUAGGGAUGAAUUAUGUGUUUGCUGAGAGUUGGGCACCGGAAUACGGUAACGCGGUGUUGUCCAGAUGGCCGAUUAAACGGUCAAAGGUUCAGAAGAUCUUCGACGAUUCCGAUUUCAGGAACGUUUUAAAGGCGACAAUUGAUGUUCCUGAAACGGGAGAAGUUGAUUUCCACUGUACCCUUCUCGAUCAUCUUGACGAGAAAUGGCGCAUGAAGCAGAUAAAUGCGAUAAUCGAAGCUAACGAUGGACCACACAUCUUAGCUGGCGGCAUCAACUCUCUUGAUGAAACAGACUACUCACCAGAAAGAUGGACAGACAUCGUUAAGUACUAUGAAGAAAUGGGAAAACCCACACCAAAAGUUGAAGUGAUGAAGUACUUGAAGAACAAGCAGUACACUGAUGCCAAGGAUUUUGCAGGCGAAUGUGAAUCCGUCGUCAUUAUCGCGAAAGGCCAGAAUGUGCAAGGUACGUGCAAGUACGGUACAAGGGUAGAUUACAUACUCGUGUCGCCGGAUUCUCCCUACAAGUUCGUUCCGGGUUCAUAUAUGGUGUUAUCGUCUAAAGGUACUUCUGAUCAUCACAUCGUCAAAGUUGAUGUAACAAAGGUAGAUGUAUCUGCUCAACAACAGUUCGUUAGGAGACAUCGACAACCGAAACAAAAACUUGUCAAGAUAACGAAUUCUAAUUCAUCGAAAGGGGUAUGGAAAAUGCAAACUUUAGAUAGAUAGAAAUACAGAUAAUUCUACAUAUAUUUAUAUCUAUAUCUAUAUACACUGGUUUUUUGUUUGCUUUGUGAUUGUUUUAUGGGAAGAGAGAAAGAAAGAGAGUGUCUUGCCCGUGUAAAUCUUUACGCAUCUGUGUAGUUUAUUCUACGUAUUGUGAUUUUGUUUCUUG